Pantherophis guttatus is the source of this 5694-nucleotide messenger RNA. It is a transcript of the gene QTMAN, whose product is annotated as queuosine-tRNA mannosyltransferase. The record is from RefSeq and is a predicted model, not a curated record. NCBI's taxonomy places the organism in Eukaryota, Metazoa, Chordata, Lepidosauria, Squamata, Colubridae. Gene Ontology annotation, molecular function: glycosyltransferase activity.
AAGAACCGCAACGCGCGCAAGAGGCAGAAGGAGAAACGAAGCCGCCGCGCCGGGCUCUUCCUUCCGCGUCGGGGCGGAGAGCGAGAGGGAGGAGCCGGGAAGGCAGCGCGUUGCUCCUGCCGGCCUCCAGGAGGGACCAACAAGGAGGAGACUCUCCAACAACUUGGAAAACACGUAAGAGAAUGAGCGUGCUGCUAAUUGAAGCUUUUUAUGGAGGUUCACAUAAGCAGCUCAUGGACCUUCUCCAAGAAGAAAUAAGAAACUGUGUCCUUUUUACUCUUCCAGCAAAGAAAUGGCACUGGAGGGCAAGGACUGCAGCUCCCUACUUCAUGCAGAAUGUACCAGCCAGUGCUGAUUACAGGAUCCUCUUUGCAAGCUCGGUGCUUAACCUGACUGAACUGGUUGCCCUUCGGCCUGACCUUGGCAAAUUGAAAAAGAUCCUUUACUUCCAUGAGAACCAAUUGACAUAUCCUGUCCAGAAAUGUCAGGAAAGAGACUUCCAAUAUGGAUAUAACCAGAUUCUUUCAUGCUUGGUUGCUGACAUUGUGGCGUUCAACUCUGCCUACAAUAUGGAGUCGUUUCUAACAUCAAUUGGGAAAUUUAUGAAAUUGAUGCCUGAUCACAGGCCUAAACAUCUGGAAAAGCUAAUCAGGCCAAAAUGCCAAGUCCUUUACUUUCCAAUAAAGUUCCCAGAUGUGAGCAGGUUUAUGCUAAAAAACACACUGUCCCAUACUAAAGAAGGGCUCGAUGCUAAAGGAAUCGGAGGUACAUCUUUGCUUAUGGAGAUGCCUUUUCAAGAACAGAAAUGUGAAACUGCAAAUAUCAUCAAUAUCAACAAUUUAGACCAAAGACCUGGGCACCAAAAAGUAGAGUCUGGAGAUUGUUGCCCCUGGCCGGAGAGACAGCAUCUUUGUCAAGGAGAAGGGAGCCAAUGUGCCACUCCUCUUGGUCACAAUGUGGGCAGUUUGCAAUAUCAGCAGAGGCCGUUGCACAUUGUUUGGCCUCACAGAUGGGAACAUGAUAAAGAUCCUGAAAGCUUCUUUAAAGUGCUGAUGAAAUUGAAAAAGAUGGAACUGAAUUUUCAUGUCUCUGUCCUUGGAGAAGCCUUCACUGAUGUUCCAGAUAUAUUUUCAGAGGCCAAAAAGACAUUGGAAUCAUCAGUCUUACAUUGGGGCUACUUACCCAGCAAGGAUGACUAUUUCCAAGUUCUGUACAUGGCUGAUGUGGUCGUCUCCACAGCUAAGCAUGAAUUCUUUGGUGUGGCAAUGAUAGAAGCGGUGCACUGUGGCUGUUACCCCCUCUGUCCGAAUGCUUUGGUCUAUCCAGAAAUAUUUCCAGCUGAAUAUCUGUAUUCUACACCUGAACAGCUUAUUAAAAGGCUUCAGAAUUUCUGCAAGAGACCAGAGAUUGUAAGGAAACAUCUCUAUAAGGGUGAAACAUCUCAGUUUUCUUGGGCAGCGCUCCAUGGUAAAUUCAGGUCUCUCCUCACAACAGAACCCAGGGAAGAUUUGUGACAGAUGGGGGCGAAGUCACAAACUUGCAGCCGAAAGCAAAACGGGGAGAACUUUCCAGUAUGUGUGUGUCCAUAUUUACCUGAUCAGAGCGAAAGAGGAAAAGAGGCAGAGGAAGCUCAGCCUGGCUGCUUGUCAUAGCUGACACAGAGCCAUCUGCCACAAACCUGUGGCGGCUUCAGAUCUCCGAUCCCUGCCACCACUCCAGCUCAAAUUAAAUGCAGAUUCCCGGAGACGUUACGAUGGUUACACAUGUCCUCGGCAUCACAGGCAGGAGACUGAAAAAAUAAAUGUGGCCUGUUGUAUAACUAUGCUCAUGUAUCCCAUAUGUGGUGCCACAUUGAAUUUCCGGUGGAAUUUGUUUGUAUCCUUUGUACUGGAUGACACGGAGCCUGCGUGCUUUCCCUUGGCCGACGUGAUGGCAGCCAAGAUUGCAACUUCAAACAUUUGCUGCUCGGCCAGCUUUCUACCUAGACUGCCAGGUUAUCCUUGCAGCCUCACUGUGUCCUCCAAGGGCCACAGGGUCUCGAAGGAGGACCCUGUUCCCUCUCCAACCCACCCACCCUGUCUAAUUGGGCAGAUCUCUAGGAGUUAUGGAAAGGCGGAGGUUGCUUUUUUGCACUUCUUCCCACUAUCUCUUCCUCCUCUUCUUCCCCUCCCCCCUUCCUCCUUUUGCAAAUUAAUGACUCCAUGGCACUGGGGCUUUUAAGUGAAGGUAUUAAUAAGGGGGUCUGGCAGGUGAUCCAUGAUUCCCAGAGUUGCAUUUGCAUUUAAUUAAUCUUAAAGAAAGCGGCAAGAUAAACAGCUGUAAUUCAAACUAGCAUGGGAAAUAUGCUAUAAGGUGCCAUCUAUCCAAUGAAACGAAAGGUUGGAGACUUGUUUUAUUUCUCUCAAGGCCGGUGAAGAGGCAGACAUCAGAAUUGUUCCAUGGGGGCAAAAUGCAGAUAUUUGUGGGGUGUCCGUCCCCCCCCCCCACCGUUAUGGCCUGUUUUGUUAUUAAGUAGAGGGGAUGGGAAUGAGAAAUUGAUACUCCAACUUGCAAGUGGGAGCUUUUCAUUAUAGAUUGUACGUCUAACAAUGAUAGAGCAACUGCAUUUGUUGAUGUUAGAGGCUCCAAAAUUUCAAAUGUGCUACAUUUUAUUUUUAAUAAAGUUUUUAUUUAGCAUAUUCCAGUUAUACAUACAUACAUUUAUCAAUAUAUUUCAGAUGUUUACAAAAGGUGAUUACAUGACUGCAACCAUCCUAAAAACAGGCCAGUUACAAAGCAUCCAAAUUUUGAUCGCCUGACCACGGGGAAUGCUACAACAGUCAUAAGUGUGAAAAAUGGUUAUAAGUCACUUCAGUGCCAUUAAACAGGUACUAAUCAAAUGGUUCCAGGUUGAGGACUAGCUGUACUUCAUUUCUACAUUAAACCUCAGUUGCUGACCUGCAUUUAGUCUGUGGCUAAAUACAAAAGUUACAAGCAUCAGAUAUACUGAAGUUAAAGUUGUGAGCAUUCCUUGAUUAUGGAUGGUAAUGGUAACCUGUUUAUAAGGAUUAUCCAUCUUGUUAGAGCUAUUGUACCAAACCAGGUACCUUAUCUUCUGUCUGCCUCUUUUUCCAUUUGUUUGUUUUUUUUUUAAUUUUCCAAGUAUCUGUGCCUUCUCCAAUGACUCUUACCUUUUUAUCUUAUGUGUCCAAAAUAUUUAAGCUUUAACGACAUCAUUGGUGGUGUUCUUUCACCUUCAGUGAGAUUCCAUCUACCCAUCAGGAAAGUGUCUGAGGUUGUUUAAGUUUCUCCCAGCAAUAUUAAUUUUUACUUCUAUAUCUUCAUCUAGCAUUUUCCAUAACACAUUCUGCUUAAGAUAAGUAAGUAAGAGGAUGGUGUGCUCCUUCAGGCCAAAUUAAAUAUGAUGAAAUUCUCUUGCUUUUUCCAUUUUUCUGUUGGAAUUUAGCAAUGUGAUCUGCAGUGCCCCAGAAUGCAGCUUUAAACAUCUGGUAGUUGAGGUUUGGAAUGCAGGAUACUUCCAGUCUCAGUACUUAAGUAAUUCUGAAGAUACUCUAGGAGAAGAGGGGCCAAAUUUGUUAUUCUCUUGCAUAUCGAAUAAAUAAAUAAAUAAAUUAAUUAAUAGUAGUAGUAGUAGUAGUAGUAGUAGUAGAAAAGACAGCAGCAGACAGCAAAUAUCCCCUCUGCAAAGACACUGAAGAAACAGUGGAUCACUUAGCUGCAAAAGAAAGUAGAAUUAGAAGUAGAACAACUGUGGCAAAAGAAAGCAAACUUAGUACCAAUAAUGACCUUAGGUGCAAUCCGAAACUAUCUGGAGCCCCACUUGAACACCAUCGGCAUUGACAAUAUCUCCAUCAGUCAAUUUCAGAAGGUAGCUUUACUUGGAGCAGUUUACAUCCUGCAAAAAUAGCUUUUAACACUAUCAAACAUCAACAUCUAUUUACAACUGUGAUGGGCAAGGCCCCAUGUGGUCAUAAAUUAAGGACUCCCUGUAAUAAUAGGCAUUUUGGGUGUAAUCCCAAAACAUCUGAUUUAUUUGAAACACUUUACAUCUAUCUUGUGAUGAUACCAUCAAACAAUAAUAUCUGCCUUUCCCAGGUCCUUAGGAAGAACUUGCUAAAUGGAUAAAAAUGCCAAAACCAGUCUAAAGAUCUGGCUGACUGUGCGACCAACUAUAAUAAUUUACUGAUUGUAUUUAUAGGUCAUCUUAAAAUAAAGGGCAUCUUGCAGGAUCAACGCAUGUAUAAAAAUAUUGUGAUUAGUGCAAUAAUUAUGAUGCAGCUGAAAAACAAUAUGAAAACCAGUAAUAAAAUAGAAGAGCCAUAUAUAUUGAAUAGGCUCCCAUAAUCAUUAAAAGAUAUAGGGCAAUAUAAAAAUACUUCCCAUGAACAUUUGAGAACGUGCCAGAGCGCCAUUAUUGCAGUGCCACUGCUAAAAAGGCCUUGUAUUUCUUAACAUCUGCCUGAUCACAUCUGAAAGGGAUUCUGAGAAAACAUUAUUCAAAGAAGGUACAGGUAGAAAAAGGUGACCCUUUAAGUACCCAGCUUGUGAUGGCCUUCUGAAUUUUUUUUUAAAAAAAUAGUAUUUUGAAUUGAGUCCAAGGUUAAACUGGGAACCGGUGAAAGUAGAAAAAUAAAUUAUGUAAUAUAAGCAGUACAAGCUCAGAUUUUUAUGUACAGUAAUUUUCAAUGGCAAUGCUGCAUAUAGCAUGCUCCAGUCCAGUGGAAUGGGACAACUCACCACAGCCAACCCAAUGGAAAUAAAAUGUCAAAAAACCAGUAGCAGAUAAUAUUUAUCACAUUUAGUUAAACCGUGAGGAAUUCUCUGUGGUGAGUUGUCCUGCGGCGAGUAGGCUGCAGUGAGAUGGCCGUGACAAAAUGGCUGUGGCGAGUUGUUCUAGACCAGGGGCGGAUUUCAAAAUCCGUUGCUACCAGUUCAAUCAUGGGCACAUGCGCAUUCACAACACUUCUGCGCAUGUGCAGAAGCGUCCGGUCAGGUGGGCGGAGCCUCCAGCCGCCGAUGCUACCGGUUCUCCCAAUCUGGGGCAAACUGGUAGCAGCCCACCACUGUUCUAGACCCCCAGUCCAAACAGACUUGGCAAAGCAUGGGUCACUGAAACAGAGAUACCACGACUGAGAUAACUAAUGUACAGAAUGGGCAUUCUGCUUCAGAUUCAUAUGUUUCUAUUAAAAGAACACCUCAAAAUGCUAAUGGCACUCACUUUUUGUAAGAAUAUAUAGUUAUUUCCAGCAUUUGUCUUCACUGCCACUUCUGCAGAUACUCAUAGCUACCACUAAAGUUUUCAAAGUCACAAUUUAUUCUGUGCUUCCAUUAUAAUUCAAUGCUGUGAUAGCUAUGCCAGCUCUAAAUAUUUUCUUCUGUAGCUAAACUCAGAUACUACCUCUUUCCUUUGAACAUAGAUGCUUUUCAAAAUCUUGCUAUAUAUUUCUGAUUUUUAAAGCUGAAAGUAUGCUAAUGUUUUUUUUUUCCAUAGCGGGUGGCCAUGUGUUUUGUUGCUCUUCCAUUUAUUUUCUCUCACUGAUUAGUGCUAGAAUCUAAGGUUUGGAAAUUUUUCAGGUAUAGCAAAAUUUGUUAAUUUAGCACCAUUUCUAAUUCCAAUCUCUUUACUUUCAUGAACUUUGCUUUUCCGGUUUACAAAACAACAAUAAAGUGAUUGUCCCUUAGUGUAAUCCUUAA